Messenger RNA from Manihot esculenta (cassava), 654 nucleotides. Its product is annotated as acidic leucine-rich nuclear phosphoprotein 32 family member B-like. The coding region runs from base 1 to 654 and encodes 217 amino acids. The transcript has 3 exons. The record is from RefSeq and is a predicted model, not a curated record. NCBI's taxonomy places the organism in Eukaryota, Viridiplantae, Streptophyta, Magnoliopsida, Malpighiales, Euphorbiaceae.
AUGGAUAGGAUGAUGGGGAAGAUAAAGAAGCUUGAGGAGCAAAUGGCUUUGAUGUGCUCCGUGGUGGUCCAAGGCAGCAUGGCUGGAACAUCAUUCGCUUUAGGAGCUCCUACGACACGAAGAUUUCAAGGAGUUGAAAUCCAAUUCUCACCGGAUAAUGCUGCUAAGGAAGCCAGAGCAAAAUUGAGGAGGCUGACUCAGAAAGGUACAAUUAGUGAUUACGUUAAAGAGUUUUUCGAAAUUCUGUUGGAAAUCUCAAACUAUCCAGAUGAGGAGGCCUUGUUUGCUUUUAUGGAUGAUUUUCAGCAUUGGUUAAAGAUGGAAAUUGAGCAUAGGGGAGCUCAAGUCCUUGCUAUUGUUAUUUCGAUAGCAGAAUCCCUUGUUGAGUACAAGAAGGGAGACAAAGAUGAGGACGACGAAGACUACGAACUGGUUCAGUCGGCGGACGACGACGAGGAUGACGAUGAAGAUGACGAUGGUGAAGGCGGAGACGACGAUGACGACGACGAGGAGGAAGACAGUGACGAGGAUGAAGACGGUGAAGAAGAGUUUGGCUCUCGACAUCCAGCUCUUCGUCUACACCGUCGAAACGGCUCACACGCGAGAAGAGACUCAGAUGACAAGAGGAAUUUUAAAUAUUAUCAACCAACGUAA